Molecule: messenger RNA, 921 nt
Organism: Microdochium trichocladiopsis
Lineage: Eukaryota; Fungi; Ascomycota; Sordariomycetes; Xylariales; Microdochiaceae
Exons: 1
Coding region: 1-921 (306 amino acids)
Source: RefSeq, a predicted model, not a curated record
AUGCGAUGUGGUCAAAGCAGCUCUCAGGUCCUGCUCUUCAUUUGGUUCACGUUGCCCUACCAUCCAGCCUGGGCGCCAAAGGCCGAAAUGAAGACCUCGCCCCGCGAAACGAUCGUCGACAUGCCAGCUGGCGGCCUCGCCUUCGUAUUGGCACCAGAGCCUGGACAGAAUUCGACAAAUACUCCUCCUAGCCCGCCAAGGCUGGACGCAACUCAUCCCUACACUGUCGCCGAGCGCAUCGGGUCGUUGGUCGAAGCCGAGCUGACCACAAAAGAGCCACCAAAAUGGCGCGCUCUGCUCAGCAAGAUCAAACCGCUGAAACCAGGAGACCCCCAGCGUGUCCUGGUGGACCAUAUCGCUACAAUCACCCCGGAACAUCAUCAGCUCGCGGUGCUCUUCGCCCACAUGGUCUAUAUCCUACGACACCACGACGCAAGGAAAGCCGAUAUCAAAGACUAUCUAUCCUCGUGCUUCUGGACGGCCGUAAAUAAGGCCUUCGGUGAGACCUUCCAGCGACAAGACGAUUUCAAAGCUUUGGAACAAUUCAGCAAGAACUUCGAAAUCCACCGGGAAGACUACGGCUCCUCUGCACACAACGAUCAGCCCUUGGCUUACGAGAAUCAGAUGGACGCUCUUGCCGCUUACGCUCAAUAUCAACCAGCGAACUUGGUCUUCAAGCUGAUUUAUCUACACGAGCUGACGGCCGCCUCUCCCUCCGCGGAAAUCAAGGACCACAAUCACUCAGAAGCGGAGACCAGAGGCAAGUCUGAAGCUGAGGCCGAGGCACGGGCCACAAGUAUCUGCAUGCGGCUCAGCCAAGAAGAGGCCUGGGCGAGAUUCAAUGCAGAGGCGUUCCUGCGGACAGGACCAUCCUGGCAGUAUUACUUCUUUCAGCACGGCAUCGACCUGAAUAAGGUCUGA